CCAAUACAAGCCUUUACAUCUAUGUUUAAAGAGAAUUUAUCUAUGGACGCUCUUUGGUAGUGGGCGUGGUUAUUUCAAAUGGGCGUUCCGUGAAGUAGCGGCACGGGUCCGCGUUUGCGUUUUGUGUUCGCGGUUUGCGGUCUCGUGGAUCAGAAAACAUGAGGGCUAAAACUAAAAAGAGCGCCGUGUGGGAUCAUUUCGUCCUUGAAAAGGAUAUGGUCCGAUGCAACAUGUGCGACACAUUGUUAAAGUAUUGCGGUGGCACCAGUACGAUGAAGUAUCACCUCGACAACAGACAUAGGAACAUGGGCCUGCGGUCCAAAAAGGCUUCUUGGCGGAGGGCUGUGUCUGCUGGGGAGAUAACACACAAGCAAACGCUUCCCCUCAUUUCUAGUUUAACCGAUGAACAGAAACACCAGUUCUGUGCCUUGCUGGGUGAUGUUGAUCUGACUCUUCUCUACAAAGCUUCUGUUCAUGGAUAUCAAGCUUCAACCUUCCACCAGCUCUGUGACCGUCAGGGUCCAACUUUACUUGUAGCCUACAACAAAUCUGGCUUCAUGUUUGGAGGAUAUACAAGUGUAGAAUAUGCUCAAAGUGAGCAGUACAUUGCUGAUGAGGAGGCUUUUCUGUUCAACUUUCAAGGCAAGAUUCCCGUCUGUAUCAAAGUAAACAGUGGCCAUCACGCGCGUCUCGAUGACUCCGGAGGGCCCAGCUUUGGUCAGCAGCUGAACUUUUGCUACGACAACAAACCACUUGUUUGUAAUCAAGAAGGCUAUUCAUACAAUUUUAGUACUGAGACUUUGUAUGGAAACGACACUGAGCUUUGUGAAUGUGAGGUUUAUAAAGUGAAAAAAUUCUCUCUGGUCAGUUUUGGAGAGAAACAGUGGAGGAACAUGCUGUGGACAACUAGACGAAGAGGAGAGCUUGUGGAAUUGAUCAAGAACUAUAAACCCCUGGAUGCCUCAGUGAAACGGGUUCGAAUCCUAAUGAUCGGUCCCGUAGGUGCUGGAAAAUCCAGUUUUUUUAACUCCAUCAACUCCAUCUUCACCGGUCAUGUGACCAACAAAGCCAUGGCAGGAUCUUCAAGCACCAGUCUCACCACACAGUUUCGGACAUACCAAGUGAAAGAUGGUCGUGAGGGAAAGCCGCUACCAUUUGUGUUGUGUGACACUAUGGGACUUGAGGAGCAGGCGGGUGCAGGUCUGGAUAUCGAAGACAUCGGCAGCAUUCUCCAAGGUCUCAUUCCAGACCGAUACACGUUUAAUCCGGUUGCACCGUAUCGACUGAAUGAGCAAACGUUCUCCAGAUCUACAUCUCUGGAGCAGAAGAUCCACUGUGUGAUGUAUGUGAUAGAUGCCACCAAAAUCUCUCUCAUGUCCAGCAAACUGGAGGAAAAACUCGCUGUUUUACGCAGAAAGCUAAAUUUACUACCUGUUCCUCAGAUCGUCUUGAUGACUAAAGUAGACGAAGCGUGUCCUCUGGUGGAGGAGGAUCUUGAAAAGGUUUACAUCAGUUCCUACAUUAAGACAAAGGUACAGGAGGUCAGCUCUCGGCUGGGUGUUCCUGUGUCUUGUGUGUUACCCGUGAAGAACUACAGUCAGGAGCUGGAGCUUUUCCUCAGCUGUGAUGUUCUGCUUCUCACUGCUCUACAGCAGAUGCUGCGCUUUGCAGACGACUACUUUGAUGAUAUUUCUCCAAUGCAGAGCAACUCUUAAUAAAGACUGAUGAUAGUUUUUUACAUUUUAGUUCGGAAUAUUUAUAUCAGUUUUUGUAAAGACUGGCAAUAAAAUAUUUCUACUUUA
Triplophysa dalaica is the source of this 1802-nucleotide messenger RNA. Its product is annotated as interferon-induced protein 44-like. Lineage: Eukaryota; Metazoa; Chordata; Actinopteri; Cypriniformes; Nemacheilidae. The coding region runs from base 159 to 1715 and encodes 518 amino acids. The transcript is spliced from 8 exons. The record is from RefSeq and is a predicted model, not a curated record. Gene Ontology annotation, molecular function: GTP binding; DNA binding.